This is a messenger RNA of Opisthorchis viverrini, 2852 nucleotides long. RefSeq lists its product as hypothetical. NCBI's taxonomy places the organism in Eukaryota, Metazoa, Platyhelminthes, Trematoda, Opisthorchiida, Opisthorchiidae. Gene Ontology annotation, molecular function: ATP binding; protein kinase activity. The record is from RefSeq and is a predicted model, not a curated record. The annotation marks the transcript as partial. The transcript is spliced from 15 exons. Gene Ontology annotation, biological process: protein phosphorylation.
AAUGGUUCAGGUGCAGCACGCUUUCGGUACCUAACUGUCAUGCCACCAGUUGGAAGCACGAGGAUUGGGAUUCUGCCUGGUUGCACAAGCUCAAUGGAAGUCGCGUGGCAGAGGUCGGAUUCGAACCACGUUCCGGCACCUCAAUCCGGGACAACAUCCAGCAUCAUCGACUACGAUGGCUCGGUCAUGUGCUACGCAUGCCGAAACACCGUCUACCGAGACGAGUGUUGUUCUCCGUGCCUCCUUCAGGAUGGCGCAAACCGCGAGGUGGACAGCACAUGACUUGGCAGAAAGGCGUGAAAGAGAUCAUGAAGAGUUUGGGUGUUGUUGGUGUUGUACGCCUCCCAGGAUGGGGUCCUCGUGACUCCGUCUGUGCUUGGCUGGAGACGUUGCAAGAAAUGGCGGCUGAUCGAUCUGCAUGUUCAUAUCGUCUCAAAUCCGAAGUUUCAAUGGGCAACGGCUCAUCUGCCAUAAGCGGCGAGCCACUUGAUCCCAAACUGCUCCAAGGCAGCUUACUGGUGGACCAAACCUUCAUGUACGACGUGACAUCACACCAUACAAUUCAACGGGCAUACUCUCAUCAGCAGAUUAUAAAAUUUUCUCAAGUGGAUCGUCAGAACGAAGGCCGUCUGAGACUGAACCAUAGAGCAAAUUUGCAGUUUUGUCUCGAGCGGCAUUUCCAGUUGACUGACCUGCUGUCGAACGCAUCGAUCCCAACCAAAUGCCGCCACCCAUGCAUACUUCGAGUCCAGCGCUCUCUGUCCGAUCCCAUUAAUAACAACCUUUUCUUGUUAACCGAACCCUGUCUUCCCCUUAAUUUCCUCAUCGCCUCUUGCACGGACGCGGAUCUGUUAUUGGGAGCACGUUCAAUCCUGAAUGCCUUGAACUUCAUCCAUACUAAUCUUUCCAUAUCCCACAAUAAUGUCCGAGCCACAAGCAUAUUUGUCAGUUCCGAUACAAGCUGGAAACUGAGUGGCUUUGAAUUCGCCUUACCAUUCUCAAAGAUGGACACUACCGUUGUCGAACUACUCGAGCGCUUAGUCAGCGAUAGUGCAGAACCAGAGGAGACCGCGCUCGCAUUUCAUCCGGCCUAUCCUUUUUGCUAUGACAUAUUUGCGUUUUCCCGCCUGUUUUCUAAUCUAGUCAAUAAAUAUGGGAAAGACUCAGAAUUGUUCAGCGACUUUUUACAAGUUCUACACAAAUCGUGCAUGCAUUCGCAACCACGGGCUCGUCUGCCACCUGCCCAACUUAUGGUUCAUCCGGUUUUUAGACAUCCACUUGCAUCAUCCGUCAAUUUCUUUGAGAAUUACAUGGCCUACUCGGACGAAGAAAAGGUUAAAUUUUUUCACUCCUUUAAAGAGAAAAUUGCAACUCAACUUCCAAUCGAGGUUGUUUGUCAGAAAUUAGUCCCAUUUUGCUUGCACAGUACCGUCUUCCUGGAUCCCCCGAGCCAAUUUUUGAUUGUGCAGCUUCUGUAUCCGUACAAUGAUUCCCAACGGCCAACUGCUAAUGUCACCCCGGGGAAUGAAAAUAUCAGCUGGUUGUCCUACACGGCUUUUAAAAGAUAUGUUUCUCCUCUGAUUUUGGGCAAGUUCCGCAUCCGGGAGCGGCAAACUCGUAUAACCUUGCUGGAGCGUUUCACUGGCUACGUGCACUUGUUUGAAACCAGUGAAUUAAGAGAUACUGUAUUACCUGAGGUUUGUCUCGGUCUUUUCGACCAACACAGUUUACUUUCACAACUCAGUAUACGGGCGUUGGGUGAACUUUCGCGGCUGCUGGGUGCCGUUGAAACACUGAAUGUUCUUCGUCAAACUGAAAUUCGGCUGACUCAUCAAGGCAUAUUCACCACCGCCAUAAAGCACUCCACAAACUCACAAUGGCCUCGGACUCACCUUUUUUCCGAGGCUGCACCCAAGAUUGGCCGUCAGCAACGCGAAUUGCCCGCUUCUGAAAAGCGACGCACCGAUGGUGGAACAUUGUCUCUAGCUCAGAUGGCUGCUUUGUCGGGCAGCUACGAACCGAAUUCAAAUCCAAUACUACAACAAGCAGCUUUGGAGAUACAGGCUUCAGGACAGCCUCAGAAGCUAUCUGGUAACGCCAUCAAACUGUCGGGAGCUCCCACUGUUCAUGAACCACACAGUACGGAACGGAACGACCUUCAUUACUCGGAUCAGACCGUGGUCAAUGUGAACAUUGACGUACUGAACACGAGCGAGGAAACCUCUACUGCCCCCUUCACAGUCAGUCAGCCAUAUCUCGAUGGCCAUCUUAUAGAAAAUGGUCCUAUUCCAAAAAGCCCUUUGACUGAACCGGUGAUGGCCAGUAUUCACCCUGGCGAACAACCUGCAGAGACGGCCCAACCAAGCCAAAAAUCUGUUACCAGUGUUUCACAAGCCUUGUCCAACGCGAUAUCGUCAUUGAGUGUCGCUGAUACUCGUAACGGUCAAGAAGACGAUGAGACUGCAGGAAACGACUGGGAUAACGAUUGGGACUUCGAUCCGUGACAUCGUCGAUGUCAUUCCAACCCGAUGGUGUUUUCAAAUUUGUACAAACCUAUCUAUUUCCUUCGUUUAACCGCUGCGUAGAUCGCAAAGCUCUCCGAACCGAAUUAUAUGCGUUUUCGAGUUUCCCGUCCCAUGAUGAUUGAUGGCUGUGUUAUUUCGACAACUUCCAUUCGAUAUUUUUGAAUUCCCGGUUAAAAAUGAACAAAAAUUAAACAAGUGUGAAAACAGUUACGUUCUGUUCUCGCUGCGUAGAUUUCCGCAGUUGCGUUUCUGUAACAUAACCUGAUUAGUUUUCCACACAAGAAAUGGAUGUGUUGGCUGGUCUCAUCUACCUUCGCAUUCGAUAAC